AGCCGGCCGAGCUCCUGUUUUCGUCCAUCGUCAAUUUCUCUUCUCGAAAGUCGCUCUUUUCUGCUCUGUUCCCCUUGAGCUCGACUUGGACUUGAGUAUCGUCGUUCCUCUUCUCGAUUCUCAUCUCGACACCGCCUCUUGGUCCCCGGAAUCUCGUUUAAUCUCUCCUGUCGCGCGUCAACCACCCGACACCACUCACCCGGCCGAUCACGAUGAAUUCUCAAGGCAACAAUGAUGUCUCCCCCGAGGCUAUGCAAUCGCGAAUUCAGCAGGCUCGUCGCGAAGCCGAAACUCUGAAGGACCGAAUUAAGAGGAAGAAGGAUGACCUUGCCGACACAACUCUUCGCGCUGUCGCGCAACAGGCACAUGAGCCUAUUCCCAAGAACCAGCUCAUGAAGGCCAAGCGAACGCUGAAGGGUCACUUGGCCAAGAUUUACGCUAUGCACUGGUCAACCGACAGGAGGCACCUAGUUUCUGCUUCGCAAGACGGCAAGCUCAUUAUUUGGGAUGCCUACACCACAAACAAAGUGCACGCCAUUCCCCUGCGAUCCUCCUGGGUCAUGACCUGCGCCUACGCCCCUAGUGGUAACUUUGUUGCUUGUGGUGGUCUCGACAACAUCUGCUCCAUCUACAACUUGAACCAGCAGCGCGACGGUCCUACUCGUGUUGCCCGUGAGCUUUCAGGUCAUGCUGGUUACCUUUCCUGCUGUCGAUUCAUCAACGACCGCAGCAUCCUAACAUCGUCUGGUGACAUGACCUGUAUGAAGUGGGACAUCGAGACAGGCCAGAAGGUUACUGAGUUCGCCGACCAUCUCGGCGACGUCAUGAGCAUCAGCCUUAACCCUACCAACCAAAACACCUUUAUCUCCGGUGCUUGCGACGCUUUCGCCAAGCUAUGGGAUAUCCGUGCCGGAAAGGCUGUCCAGACCUUCGCUGGCCACGAAUCCGAUAUCAACGCCAUCCAAUUCUUCCCUGACGGCCACUCAUUCGUUACUGGAUCCGACGAUGCUACUUGCCGACUUUUCGAUAUCCGUGCGGAUCGCGAACUCAACCUUUACGGGUCCGAGUCCAUUCUUUGCGGUAUUACUUCCGUGGCUACCUCGGUAUCGGGACGUCUCCUUUUCGCCGGUUACGAUGACUUUGAGUGCAAGGUCUGGGAUAUUACCCGAGGUGAGAAGGUUGGCUCUCUUGUUGGCCACGAGAACCGUGUCAGCUGCUUGGGCGUGAGCAAUGACGGUACAAGCCUGUGCACAGGAUCAUGGGAUUCUUUGCUCAAAAUCUGGGCUUACUAAUUGUCGUUCACGACCAUGAAACUAUUUGUCUGGAUAUAUGAAUGCCAGUACGUGCUCGCGGCCUCUAUACCAUCUGCGUUUGAACGACUAUAUUGCCCAUCGAAUUCGAAAGCCAAAGAUGCCCAUCUUGAGUUCGACUAUUAGCGAAUGCAGGACGACGUGACGAACCGCACCUUACCUUUACCACAUACCCCUACCAACGACUUUCUUCAGCCGGACGCGAGCACUCCAAUACGGGCUGCUGACUCGUGGUGGAUUUGGGGAAGAAAAUACACUGGCUGAUGCGAUACCUCUUUUUCAUUACUAUUUUCAUUGUUUUUCACAUUUCCUGUUCUUUUUUCGCGCCUGCAAAAUUCUAUGCACCAUAGUUUCCCCUUUUCUGACACAACCCGGGCUGUUAGUAAUGGGCGGUUGUAUUAUUGGAUGGGUUUCCUCUGUUGUUCAGUUGCCCUGUGUAUGCGUAUCGACCCUCAGCGGCACAUGUCUUUCGGUCCCGGGCUGUUUCUAUCGCAGAACGAAUCAUUACGGAACCAAGGUCUGGAAAGCUGUAGGGGGACGAUUUUAUAUGAGGGGAAUCACCGGGAGUUGACGGCUAUACCGAGCAAAAUUUCAGUCCUCGAGAUAAUACAUCAUGAUGUUUC
Fusarium graminearum PH-1 is the source of this 1933-nucleotide messenger RNA. RefSeq names its product guanine nucleotide-binding protein subunit beta. NCBI's taxonomy places the organism in Eukaryota, Fungi, Ascomycota, Sordariomycetes, Hypocreales, Nectriaceae. Gene Ontology annotation, cellular component: cytoplasm; heterotrimeric G-protein complex. The record is from RefSeq and is a predicted model, not a curated record. Gene Ontology annotation, molecular function: protein binding; signaling receptor complex adaptor activity. The transcript is spliced from 5 exons. Gene Ontology annotation, biological process: G protein-coupled receptor signaling pathway. Bases 213 to 1292 code for a protein of 359 amino acids.